AUGGUCUGUGAUUUCUUCUUUCCACAGCUGGGUGGUGUCGAAUUUCAUAUAUACCAUCUUUCUCAAAAGUUGAUAAACCUCGGUCAUUCGGUGGUGGUGAUAACACAUUCUUACGAGGAUCGGACAGGAAUUAGGUAUUUGACAAAUGGUUUGAAGGUUUAUCAUGUUCCUUACCUCACCAUCUACAGAGGAACGAGUUUUCCAUCGGUCUUUAGCAGUCUGCCCAUCAUAAGAAAUAUCUUUAUUAGGGAAGAUAUUGAUAUUGUGCAUGCGCAUGUGAGUGUCUCGUCGCUAGCGCACGAGAGUCUUUUGCAUGGUUCGACUAUGGGGCUACGAACGGUUUUCACGGAUCAUUCACUGUACGGCUUCGAGUCCGUGGGAUCAAUCUUGGUGAACAAGUUGUUAAGAUUCACCUUGACAAACAUAGGAGCAGUUAUAUGCGUUUCAAACGCUUGCAAAGAAAACAUGGUAUUGCGGGCAGGAAUCGCGCCGGACAAGAUUUCGGUGAUACCCAACGCGGUGGUAAGUCGUGAUUUUCGACCAAUUCAGAACAAGAAUAGUGCCAGACAGCGAAGAAAUCUUGGAAGUAUAACAAUUGUGGUAAUUAGUCGAUUGUUCCCGAACAAGGGCGCGGAUCUGCUGACGCAUGUCAUUCCGCACAUAUGCUCGGUGGACGCAGACGUGAAUUUCAUAAUUGCAGGUGAUGGCCCAAAAUUUGUCGAUCUGCAACAGAUGAUAGAAACUUAUAGACUGCAAGAACGAGUACAGCUUCUUGGGGCCGUGCAGCACGAAGAAGUUAGAGACGUCAUGUGCCGCGGAGACAUAUACUUACAUGCGAGUCUCACUGAAGCGUUUGGCACUGUUCUUGUUGAGGCGGCGUCGUGUGGACUUCUCAUUGUCACUACCAAAGUGGGUGGCAUACAAGAAGUGCUUCCCGAGCAUAUGACCGUUUUCGCUGAAGCUACUUCUGUCGACAGCCUUGUAAGUGCGACGCUGUGCGCCAUCGACUCAUUGAGAAAUCACUCAGUCAAUACCGAAACGUUCCACGACGAGGUAUCGAAAAUGUACGAUUGGACCAACGUAGCAGAACGAACUGUGAAGGUCUUCGACUCUCUAAUGGCCUGUGAUAAUUUUCAGAAAGAUUGGGUCGCAUUAUUGCUAAACUAUGGCUCAAAUGAAGGCUAUUGGGCUAAAGCUCUAUUUAUGCUUUGUGCCGUUGUGGAGUUCAUGUUAUAUCGGUUUCUGGAGUGGUUUUAUCCUCGCAGCGAGGUAGACAAGGCUCCAAAUUGGGUAACAAGAAGGGAAGAACUUGGAAUAAACUUAAAGAUCAAUGAAGAGAAAGCAAGUGGAGUCUAG
Lachancea mirantina is the source of this 1356-nucleotide messenger RNA. The record is from the annotation of a GenBank genome assembly. Lineage: Eukaryota; Fungi; Ascomycota; Saccharomycetes; Saccharomycetales; Saccharomycetaceae.